ACAUCAUAAAUCCAUUUAUCUUCGCUCUUACGAUUCAGUACUCUUCAGUCAUGAGCUCGGUACCCUCAGCUGCUGCUGCAAUAACACCUCUGCGACGUUUGGCUGUGGCCUCGACUGUGACAUGCUCUGCGCAGGCUUCCGCUUACGGGCAAUGCAUUCUGGCAACUUACACAGACGUAAGAAAAGAUGCUUGCAAAGAGGAAUUCGCAAGAUUCAGUGCUUGUCUACAUCAAGUGAUGAAGCGCAAAUGGUGACUGAGGUGAGCAGGAUUCAUCUAGCCCAUUCAUACAAGUGU
Molecule: messenger RNA, 295 nt
Organism: Somion occarium
Lineage: Eukaryota; Fungi; Basidiomycota; Agaricomycetes; Polyporales; Cerrenaceae
Source: the annotation of a GenBank genome assembly